Molecule: messenger RNA, 780 nt
Organism: Pelobates fuscus (common spadefoot toad)
Lineage: Eukaryota; Metazoa; Chordata; Amphibia; Anura; Pelobatidae
Exons: 6
Coding region: 1-624 (207 amino acids)
Source: RefSeq, a predicted model, not a curated record
AUGGCUGGUGGGGGUGAGCGUUACCCCAAGGAAGUGAGAGGUGAGCGAUCCGCCGAUGGGACGGCGGACCGCUCGGAAAAACUCGCCGCCAAGCGGGAGAAUAACCUGGUAGACAGUAAAAAGAACUUGCUGUUCAUUAUUAUUUCAACACUACUGGUUACCUGUAUCCUGCUACUGUUAUGUUCUCUUAUCGUAUGGAAACUUCGUAGGAAGAACGUCAGUAACAGAGGAAAACAAGAAACAAGAUUGAAUGGGGCAAACUCUGCAAAAGAAGAGAAUGGUGUGAAAGAAAAUGAGACAGCAGCACUUCCUUUGGAAUCUAUCAUAGACUUAUGUGGAAGAACAGAGGACAAUCGUGUUGCACAGGAAGAAUCGUUAAUUGUGGCUGAAUCAAACGUUAAGGAAGAAAAACAUAAUAUGGAUGAUGAGAGCGUAGCACUGUGUCGAGCUCAUAAUAAGGAACUACUUGAAGAAACAGCUGGUGCCAACAAAAUCAAUUAUAGAGAAAUAUUUGCAAUGAUUGAAGCAAGCAUCGAGGAAGGAAAGAGUUUUGAUGAAGGACGUAUCAGCUCAGUGCUUGUACUGGCAUAUGAUGGUGAGAUUUCUGAAGAAACAGAAGUUUGAAACAGAGAACUUUGUUAAAAAAGGAGAUAAAAAGGGGAAAAUAAUCUGUUCAGCUGUGAAGCCAUCUCUCUACCAAGAAUCAAUCAACAGAGGCAUCUUUAUCUGAACUUGAUUCAUAGAAUAACUUUUCUUCUGUUCCAGUAUUAAGCUUUGAUC